Molecule: messenger RNA, 1880 nt
Organism: Panicum virgatum (switchgrass)
Lineage: Eukaryota; Viridiplantae; Streptophyta; Magnoliopsida; Poales; Poaceae
Product: monooxygenase 2-like
Exons: 5
Coding region: 190-1500 (436 amino acids)
Molecular function (GO): FAD binding
Source: RefSeq, a predicted model, not a curated record
UACGCCAAGCGGUCACUGGCGAUCAGUCCUUUCCAGUCCCUCUUGUCACUUGUUGUUCACCCUCCACUUGCCGCCGUGCGCCACGAUCUGGCACGCGCAUCGGUGCGCCUGCCAUCCGCCGUGGUGAUCCAUAAUUGCCCGCCUGCCUGAUCCUCUCCACGAGCUAGCGAGCCAGCCGGACAACAAUAGAUGGCCGGCGGUGGCUACGAUGCGGCGGCGGCGGCGGCGGCCGCGAAGAAGGACGUGGAGGCGGAGGCCGUGAUCGUGGGCGGCGGCAUCGCGGGGCUUGCCACGGCGCUGGCGCUCCGUCGGGCGGGCGUGGCGCGCGGCCCCGGCGGCGUGCUGGUGCUGGAGCGCCACGCGGGGCUGCGCGCCACGGGCGCCGCGCUCACCAUCUUCCCCAACGGCUGGUUCGCGCUCCGCGCGCUCGGCGUCGCGCACAAGCUCACCUCCCGCUACGACGCCUACGAAACGUCCGAGGUGACCAACCUUGAGAGCGGAGCCACGCAGGUGUUCCGCUUUGCCGGGACCAAGAACAAGGGUGAGGAAGUCAGAGUGAGGGCGGUGGGCAGGAAGGCGCUGCUGGAGGCGCUCGCGGAGGAGCUGCCGCCGGGCACCGUCCGCUUCUCGUCCAAGCUCGUCUCCAUCGGCACCGAACGCGCAGCCGGCGACUCGUCGGAGACCGCCGUCCUGCGGUUGGACGACGGCACGGUGAUCCGAGCCAAGGUUCUGAUCGGGUGCGACGGCGUGCACUCGGUGGUGGCGCGGUGGCUGGGCCUCCCGGAGCCGGCGAGCUCGGGCCGGUCCUGCGUCCGUGGGCUCUCCAUCUUCCCCGACGGCCACAGCAUCAAGCGGGAGCUCCGGCAGUUCCUCUCGCAGGGCCUCAGGGCGGGCAUGGUGCCCAUCAGCGACACCGACGUCUACUGGUUCCUCGUCAACGACACCGUCCCCGCAGAGAAAGAAGCCACCGGGGACCCGGCGAAGACCCUGCGCGAGGUCACCGAGAACCUGGCCGGCCACAUGCCCGCGGAGUACCUGGACGUGGUGCGCCGCUCCGACCACGGCAACCUCUCGUGGGCGCCGCUCCUGUACCGGAACCCGGCGUCCCUCCUCACCUGCGCGGCGGCGCGCGGGGCCGUGACGGUGGCCGGCGACGCGUUCCACCCGAUGACGCCCGACAUGGCGCAGGGCGGGUGCUCCGCGCUGGAGGACGCGGUCGUGCUCGCCCGCGAGCUGGCGCGCGCGGGCACGCCGGCCGAGGGCGUGGCGGCGUACGCGGCGCAGCGGCGGUGGCGAGCCGCCUGGCUCGUCGCCGGGGCCUUCCUGUCGGGGUGGGUCCAGCAGGGCGGGACCAACGUCCGCGGUGUGCGCGGGUGGCUGGUGAAGAUGUUCCGGGACUGGGUGUUCUACCCGUUCGUGUUCCCCAGGCUCGCCGACGCUAUGUGGUUCGACUGCGGCGACCUAGCACCAUGCACGGACGGCAAGAGCCACACCGAGUGAAGUGAGGACCGUGGCUGCUGCAUCGCCUUCGCCUGCAAGGGUAAUGUGAACUGCAAGAUUUUAUUACAAUAAUAAUGUUUCAGGUUGGAAUGUGAUAUCAUCCAUCAGGGCUUCUUUGGUAAUCUCCUCCACAAGGGGAUUAGGAGAGUUUAUUGCAGGAGACCUUUGGUUAAUCUCUUCCACAAUGGAGUAGAAGAGUUUGCAGGCGAUUGAGGGGGAUUUUGACUUGUUGCAACCAAGCUUUCUGUUGGAGGUUCCUUGUUCAAUUUGCCUGUGAGAUAAGCGCGCAAAGACAUGCUCCUCCUCUUGUGCAAGGUUUCCAAUGCAACUACCAAAGUUCCACAACGUAAAAUAAAAGAAAAAUGUUGUGUUUAGCUCCA